Molecule: messenger RNA, 4659 nt
Organism: Equus caballus (horse)
Lineage: Eukaryota; Metazoa; Chordata; Mammalia; Perissodactyla; Equidae
Source: RefSeq, a predicted model, not a curated record
UCUGCCCUGUUGGGCCUGGACCAGGGGCCCAGGCUGCUCUGAGCCCCUGGGGCCCCUUCUCUGUGGCUGGACAUUGGCCUGACCCCCACCACUCCAGAGGGCUCCUUCCUUAGCCGGAGGAGGGUCGCACCACCCGGCCUGCUCACUGGCCAUGGGUGGCUGCAGGAGCUGGGAGCUGCCCUGAGAAGGUGGCCAGGGGCCUGCGAAGUUUCAGGAAAGGAGCUGUGGGGUGGUAUCUGUUCCUCCCAAACCCCCACCCCCGCCACACCCCAGACCUCUUGUGGCCCCAACCCCGGGUUAGACCUGGGACCUGGCGCUCACUCUAACACUCAGGUUCAAGUAAGCCCCCCAGCCCCCCAGAGGGUCGAGAGGACUAACAGGAUGAUCCCGGCUCCGUGCUGUGUAUCUGCUGACCUUGCUGUGUGCCAGGCACCAUGUGUCCGUGCCAGGCCAGGCUGCCGUGUCCUGGGAGGACACAGUCUGGCUGGCAGUGGGGGUGGGGCAGACCAGAAACGUAGCCUCCAGGAGGUCAGGGGCAGGGCCGAGGGCAGACCUUGCUGUGCCUGCUCCCAGUGGGGUGGCGGCCGUCACACUCGGAGCCCUGUCCUUCCUUUAUCCAUUCAUAGAUGUUGACCUGGCACCUACUAGUGCCCAGCACUGCUGGUAGGGACUGGGCUCUGGCCCAGAACUGGCCACAGGCUCAGAGGAGGGUAAAGGUUUGCUCAGGAGCGGGGUGGCGCGCCGGAGGGAGGGCACGGCCUCUGCACCCUUACAUGUGCCAGCCCCCAAAGGGAUCAUGUGGAUGAGGCUUCCCUCUGGGCUCCCCUGCCCGCCUCCCACUGUCUACCCAGCCCUGCCCUCCUGCUGACAGGCCUGAUCCCCGGCUCUGAGCUGCCCUUGAUCCCUUGAUCCUCCUCAGGCCCUGGGAGGCCCCAGACGACCUGCCCAAGGGCCUGGGCUGUCCUGGAGCUGAGACUGCCAGAGCUUCCAGCCCACCACUCUGGGGAGGGGAGAGGCAGGGGACCGCUGGGGCCAGGGCGCCUCCCUGGACCAACAGCCAAGGUGAGGCGAGGGCCAGCCAGGAGGGAAGCCCGGAGCUCCGCGAUGCUGGCCUCCACCACAGAGGGCCAGCCUGUGGCCCUGAGCUUGGCAGAGAAGGCUGUGUGCAAAGUGGUGUAUGGCGCCCCGCGCCCCCGCCCACUGCUGCUGCCCGUGGGUCUGGAGCUGUGGCUGUACGUGCAGAAGAUGCGCAACCUGCAGAGGAGGAGGAUGGAGGCCUCGUGCCUGGAGCUGGCCCUGGAGGGUGAACGUCUCUGCAAGGCCGGGGACUUCAAGGCAGGCGUGGCCUUCUUCGAGGCCGCCGUGCAGGUGGGCACCGAGGACCUGAAGACUCUGAGCGCCAUCUACAGCCAGCUAGGCAACGCCUACUUCUACCUGAAGGAGUACGCCCGGGCACUGGACUACCACCGGCACGACCUGCUGCUGGCCCGGACCAUCGGUGACCGCAUGGGGGAGGCCAAGGCCAGCGGGAACCUGGGCAACACGCUCAAGGUCCUGGGCCGCUUUGACGAGGCUGUCGUCUGCUGCCAGCGGCACCUGGACAUCGCCCAGGAGCAGGGGGACAAGGUCGGGGAGGCGAGGGCACUCUACAACAUCGGCAACGUGUACCAUGCCAAGGGCAAGCAGCUGUCCUGGAACGCUGCACAGGACCCUGGGCACCUGCCGCCUGAUGUUCGUGAGACACUGCGCAGGGCCUCCGAGUUCUACGAGAGGAACCUGUCCCUGGUGAAGGAGCUGGGGGACCGGGCGGCCCAGGGCAGGGCCUACGGCAACCUGGGCAACACCCACUACCUGCUGGGGAGCUUCGUGGAGGCCACGACCUUCCACAAGGAGCGCCUGGCCAUUGCUAAGGAAUUUGGAGACAAGGCGGCCGAGAGGAGAGCCUACAGCAACCUGGGGAACGCCCACAUCUUCCUGGGGCGCUUCGAUGUGGCCGCUGAGUACUACAAGAAGACGCUGCAGCUGUCGCGGCAGCUCCAGGACCAGGCGGUGGAGGCGCAGGCCUGCUACAGCCUUGGCAACACCUACACGCUGCUACAGGACUACGAGCGGGCCGCCGAGUACCACCUGCGGCACCUGCUCAUCGCGCAGGAGCUGGCUGACAGAGUGGGCGAAGGCCGGGCAUGCUGGAGUCUGGGGAAUGCCUACGUGUCCAUGGGGAGCCCAGCGCAGGCCCUGACAUUUGCCAAGAAGCACCUGGAGAUCUCCCAGGAGAUCGGGGACCGCAACGGGGAGCUCACGGCCCGCAUGAAUGUGGCACAGCUGCAGCUGGCGCUGGGCCGGCUGACCAGCCCGGCGGCCGCGGAGAAGCCUGACCUGGCUGGCUACGAGGCCCAGGGGGCCAGGCCCAAGAGGACGCAGAGGCUGAGUGCGGAGACCUGGGACCUGCUGAGGCUCCCCCUGGAGAGGGAGCAGAAUGGAGACAGCCACCAUUCAGGGGACUGGCGGGGGCCGGGCAGGGACCUGCUCCCCCUCCCUGUGAGGAGCAGGAAGUACCAGGAAGGGCCAGACACCGCUGAGAGGAGGCCGCGGGAGGGCGGCCACUCCCCACUGGACAGCGCGGACGUCCGGGUGCAGGUGCCUCGCACGAGCAUCCCUCGGGCCCCGUCCGCUGACGAGGAGUGCUUCUUUGAUCUGCUGAGCAAGUUCCAGAGCAGCCGCAUGGACGACCAGCGCUGCCCCCUGGAGGAGGGCCAGCCCGGGGCCGCCGAGGCCACGGCCGCCCCCAACUUGGAGGAGAGGAUCGCCCAGCCCUCGCUGACAGCCUCCCCCCAGACCGAAGAGUUCUUCGACCUCAUCGCCAGCUCGCAGAGCCGCCGGCUGGAUGACCAGCGGGCCAGCGUGGGCAGCCUGCCCGGACUGCGUAUCACGCACAACAACCUGGGGCACCUGCGCAGUGACGGGGACCCCCAGGAGCCAGGGGAUGACUUCUUCAACAUGCUCAUCAAGUGCCAGUCCUCCAGGAUUGACGACCAGCGCUGCCCACCACCCGACGUGCUGCCCCGCGGCCCCACCAUGCCCGACGAGGACUUCUUCAGCCUCAUCCAGAGGGUGCAGGCCAAGCGGAUGGACGAGCAGCGGGUGGACCUCGCUGGGAGCCCGGAACAGGAUGUGGGCGGGCCGCCUGAGCCCCGACAACAGUGCCAGCCGGGCGCCAGCUAAGGCCUCACGCCCACCAGCCAGGCCCGCCCCACCCCCACUCCUGGACGCCGGGUUGGGGGCUCACAGCUGUCCAGGAUGCCCAUGGCCCCCCGAGAAGCCAAAUCCUCCCGGGGCCAUGGCUAAGGGCAGGCUGUGAGCCCACUGAGCCGGACACUGGGCACACAGCCCACAUGGCGUCCCCUCCCCAGGGCGGCAGGCUCGGGCAGCUGUGGGGAAGGGCAUGCUUUGGCCCGGGCCGGCCCCCACAUGGUACACGGCUUCCUGCAGGCCGGCCCGGCCCAGCCUUGCCCUCACCCUGGCCCCUGCCCCUGGCUGGGCCUUCAGCAUGUCGGCCCCAAACCCCGGUGCUGUCUAGACCCUCCGUGUCCUCUCCCUGACCCUGCCCAGCUCCGUCCUGCUGGCCAAAUGUGAAACCCUGCCCCUCCCCCAAGCCCCCAAAGCUGUCUCUGAGGCCUCUUCUCUGGGCCAUUUCUGUCCUCCCAAGGCUGGUCCCAGGGAUGCCCGUACACAGACAUGCUUGCCACAGUCCAGGCCUCUCCCCUCCGGGGGGGCGCCCUCUAGCCCCUCUUCCCUCCCUCCUACCCGGCAGGAGGAGGAGGAGGAGGAAGAGGAGGAGGAGGGCAGGCACGGAGAGCCCCGAGGCAGGCCCGGUGCCCCCGACCCUGACGCUUCAGGUCCAGCCCUGCCGUGCGCUGCCACCCUGUCUCACGCAGUGGGGAGGGAUGGGGAGGAGCCCACCUUUCUCCACUCCAAGCCCCGCAGCCAGGAACGGGCCACCUGGUCCCGGGGAUUCCGAUUGGCAGCGAGGUCUGUCCCCCCAGGGUGUCAGGACGGGCGGGCGGGCGCGCGCGGGGCCUCCAGCUCUGCAGCCAUGGGGGAGUCUGGGGUCAGCUCAAGUCAGCCCUGUCCCCCCAUGAGCUCCCAGCCCUCACUCCCAGCAGCCGGGGGAGAUGCCAUCCCUGCCUCGUCCCGUGGGGAGGGUCGAGUCGGCCCUCAGCGUGGGGCAGGAGUCAGGCCCCCUCGGGGACCGUGGCCUUGGCCCACCCCCUGUGGGGCCCACCACCAGCCUUCUGGAGCGUUCCUGGGGGGAGCCAGAACCCCACCCCCAGAAUGUGAGGCAGCACCUCCCCGGGGGGCCCCCCGGCCCGGCCCCACGGUCCUGCUCUCCGAGCGUGGGGAGGCGGCAGGACCGCGCCCUGCAGCACAGCCUGGGGGCCUCCAGUGAUGAGCGCUCUGAAGGGGCGUGGGGCCCCGGGGGCAGGCAGGCUGGUGGGCAUGGGACAGACGGAGCACAGGCCGUGUGGCCGCCCUGUACUUGAAUGUACUGCGUAUUUAUUCCUCACACGUGUUUGCAAUGUUGUCGGUAGGUCCUUUCAGACCCAAGAGGUACAUUGUUUUUCUGUUUUUUCCCAAAAAAUAAAGUCUGCCAAGUGAACA